This is a messenger RNA of Cottoperca gobio, 650 nucleotides long. It is a transcript of the gene myoz2b, whose product is annotated as myozenin 2b. Gene Ontology annotation, cellular component: actin cytoskeleton; Z disc. Lineage: Eukaryota; Metazoa; Chordata; Actinopteri; Perciformes; Bovichtidae. The record is from RefSeq and is a predicted model, not a curated record. Bases 9 to 650 code for a protein of 213 amino acids. Gene Ontology annotation, molecular function: FATZ binding; actin binding; telethonin binding. The transcript has 4 exons.
GGGACGUAAUGGAUCUGGGAAAGAAGCACAGCACUCCUAAAGACAUUAUGUUGGAGGAGUUGUCAUUGCUUUCCAACAGAGGUUCCCGGCUUUUCAAAAUGCGGCAAAGGAGAUCUGAAAAAUAUACAUUUGAAAGUAUCCAAAAUGAGGCAAACACACAGCUGAACAAUGAUAUUUUAACCCAGAAUGCACUCAAUGUGGAAAUUAAAGUGGAUGCACCAGAAGAUGGCAGUUCUGCUAAUCCAGAAAUCACUAUUUCAGACAUGACUGUAGAGAAGUUAAACACCACAGCUAUGCAUAAGUCCUACCACUCCCCAUGGGAUCAGGCAAUCCUCAUGGACCCCGACCUCUCCGAAACUCUCAAACUGGAAAUGUCAGCCCCAGACCCACGACCAGACCUUCCUGAGUACAGAAGCUUUAACCGGGUUGCCACUCCUUUCGGUGGCUUUGAUAAAGCUCCCAGAGGGAUCACAUUCAAGUUCCCCGAGAUGGACCUGAACCCGCCCAAGUACCCAGAGCUGCAGGAGCCGGGGAUGAAGCGACCCACCUUCAACAGGACGGCCUUGGGGUGGAUAUCUGAGGGCACCCAUCUGAUCCUCCCCACUGUUACCCUUGAGCCCAUGAAAGUCCCAGAGUCUGAUGACCUGUAG